This is a messenger RNA of Prorocentrum cordatum, 739 nucleotides long. The record is from the annotation of a GenBank genome assembly. NCBI's taxonomy places the organism in Eukaryota, Dinophyceae, Prorocentrales, Prorocentraceae.
GGCCGACGACAACAAGUUAGCAAUCGGUGCCGAUCCACUCAAAGCCGUCAGAGAGCUGCGCGCGGAGGCCUGCCGUGCAGAGCGGGAAGGUGCGAACCACGCCCAAAGCGGCAACGGGGGAGGGGAUGAAUGGGGAAGAGAAGAGAAGGGAUGGGGGGAAGCAACGAUGGCAAGACACUUCUGGCUCUCGUGACCCCUGGUUGUUGAAGCUUAUCCGCGGUGCGUCGCCGAAGCUGCUGCAAACCACAUGCUCCGUGUCCUGCGGCGCCGUGAUGCAGCUGGGUGCGGUGCGCCAGUCCAGCUCCAAGGACGCGCAGAAGCAGAAGCUCAGGCGGGCUUCGGGCGUUUCGGGCGGGCCUCUCGCUUGGGCGAAGGCCCCUGCCGAGGCGCCCGUCAAGGCCUGCCCCGCCCCCCGCCGCCGCGGCGAAGAGACCCAUGCCGUGGUCCCGUUGGUGAUUUGAGUCCUGCGCUGGUGAAUGAUCGCUGUGGGGAGGUUUUCCUCAUAGGACGUGCCGCCCGUCAAAGCAACAACCGCCCAGCGCCACCACCUAACCAAGGCCGCCUAGCGUUUGCCCUUGCUCUGCCCAGGUUGUUCGAGCGUCUCCCGUACAUGCAAGCCGUAUGUUGCUUGGAAGCGUGUUGGGAUGAGUUUCUCCAAUGCGUAGGCGUCUACGCAUGUCUGCGUCUGGCAUUCGUGGACAUAGCCAAUGGUCCACUUACGCAUGAACUCCACCGUCGC